This is a messenger RNA of Piliocolobus tephrosceles (Ugandan red Colobus), 1675 nucleotides long. RefSeq names its product collagen alpha-3(V) chain-like. Gene Ontology annotation, molecular function: extracellular matrix structural constituent. The coding region runs from base 2 to 829 and encodes 275 amino acids. Lineage: Eukaryota; Metazoa; Chordata; Mammalia; Primates; Cercopithecidae. The transcript is spliced from 6 exons. The record is from RefSeq and is a predicted model, not a curated record.
CAUGGGCCCCCGUGGAGACACCGGACCUGCAGGCCCACCAGGCCCCCCGGGUCCCCCUGCCGAGCUGCAUGGGCUGCGCCGGCGCCGGCGCUUCGUCCCAGUCCCACUCCCAGUCGUGGAGGGCGGCCUGGAGGAGGUGCUGGCUUCGCUCACAUCGCUGAGCUUGGAGCUGGAGCAGCUGCGGCGUCCUCCUGGCACUGCGGAGCGCCCGGGCCUCGUGUGCCACGAGCUGCACCGCAACCACCCGCACCUGCCUGAUGGGGAAUACUGGAUUGACCCCAACCAGGGCUGCGCGCGGGACUCGUUCAGGGUUUUUUGCAACUUCACGGCGGGAGGAGAGACCUGCCUCUAUCCUGACAAGAAGUUCGAGAUCGUGAAAUUGGCCUCCUGGUCCAAGGAAAAGCCUGGAGGCUGGUAUAGCACAUUCCGUCGAGGGAAGAAGUUCUCCUACGUGGACGCCGACGGGUCCCCAGUGAAUGUCGUGCAGCUAAACUUCCUGAAACUGCUGAGUGCCACAGCUCGCCAGAACCUCACCUACUCCUGCCAGAAUGCGGCUGCCUGGCUGGACGAAGCCACGGGUGACCACAGCCGCUCCGUCCGCUUCCUUGGCACCAAUGGAGAGGAGCUGUCCUUCAACCAGACCACAGCAGCCACCGUCAGCGUCCCCCAGGAUGGCUGCCGGCUCCGGAAAGGACAGACGAAGACCCUUUUCGAAUUCAGCUCCUCUCGAGCGGGAUUUCUGCCCCUGUGGGAUGUGGCGGCCACUGACUUUGGCCAGACGAACCAGAAGUUUGGGUUUGAACUGGGCCCCGUCUGCUUCAGCAGCUGAGAGUGUCCGGGGUGGGAGGGACCGUGAGGGAGCCCCAGAAUGGGGUGCCUUUGGUGCUGAGGCCUUGAAGCCACCGUAUUUAUCGUUACCUGUGACUCUGGAGCCAAUGGGAUGUGACUUCGCUCAUCACGGUCAGUCAUUCCUUCUCCUUUCCAGGGCGCUGGGGGCUGGGCUUCCCUGGCCCAAGGGUCCAGCCUCCUCCCACCCCAUUCCAGGUGGCAUACUGCAGUCUGGCUCUUUCUCCCCUCCCUCCCCCCCCAAGCGUCACCUCCCCACCUCUUGAACCCCCAUGCAAUGAGCUUCUAACUCAGAGCUGAUGAACAAAAGCCUCCCCAUUCCCCAACGCCUGCCUCCUCACUCCUCCGUCGCUGCCCUUCACACCUUUUGGUGCUACCCUUCCCCAGAGUUAAGCACUGGAUGUCUCCUGAUCCCAGGCUGGGACCCCCACCCCCUUUGAUCCUUUCCACUUCCACGGUGAAAGGACUAAAGUCAGACUACAGAGGGAAGUGGGACUUCCCUUGACUGAGCUGUAUGUUUCUUCUCCUGCCUCAGCCCAGCUCUGCAAAUCCCCUCCCCCUGCCCCCCACCUCCCCAGGCUCACUUUGCCAUGCCAGGUGAAUCGGGGACCAAGAUGGUGGGGGGGAAUCAGGAUCCUAAUGGUGCUGCCCUAUUUAUACCUGGGUCUGUAUUAAAAGGGAAAAUCCCCCCUGUUGUAGAUUUCAUCUGCUUCCUCCUUAGGGAAGGCUGGGAUAUGAUGAGAGAUUCCAGCCCAAGCCCGGCCCCCCCACCGCCAGGCCAUAGGGCAUAAUUUGCAUCUCACAUCUGAGAAUAAACUGAUGAACUGUG